AAGGAGGGAGUCACUUGAUAGGCCUUUAUAAACAUUUUUGUUGUGAGGGUAGUUGGGCUCACAGGAGUGAUAAUGCCCCAAUGGAAACUUCAGCCAUGAAGGAGGAGAAAAACAGACAUCAGCACAUUAGAAGUGGGUGCAGAAAUGUUCUGCAGUUCCCCACCAAGGGGCAGAUGAGAAGAAUUUGUGAUUAAAUUUUGGAUGUUCUGAGGUAGACGCGUUGUGAAGGGAUGGUGUCCUGCUCGUGAGCUCACAGCACCUUCUCCCAAUGUAUCCCUUGCACCUGGGAUAAUUAGGUUUUUCCUUGGAAAUUCUGGCCUCAGGCACAGAAAGGAGCUGACGCUCGGGCAAAGCCUUUAAGCUCUCAGUUUCUCUUCCUGGCUUUGAGAGCAUUGCUCCUGGAGAAGAGGAUCUGACCAGCGAGCUGAUGAACGAAGACAUACGUAUCCAUAGCUGGCCUUGUUCUUACUACUUGGACACCAGCAAACAAUGGGUCUCUGGCAGACUGUCCCUGACUCCUGUUGCCAUCAAAUUUACAGCUGACAAAACCGGGGAGCUUUUGGUCAAUUUCCACCUUUCUAGUAUCAGCGAGAUCAAGAAGGAAUCUUCAAAUUUAAUCUUCAGCUCUCUUACCGUCUUGGAGAAGAACACCAAGCACUGGUUCAGUUCUUUGCAACCCAACAGGAAUGUGGUCUUCAACAUCCUGGAGCACUUUUGGAGGGAGCAGUUGCUGUCGAGGGAAGGUGGGGGAGCAGAAGCAGCAGCUUUACAGUCAACCAAGGGCAAAGAACUGACGGGGUUAUUGUCGGGGUCGCAGAAACGCCUGGAGGACACGGCGAAAGUGCUGCAUCAUCAGGGCGAGCAGUUUGACAACAUCAUGAGAGGACUCAACAAGAUCGAAGGGGAUAUGGAUGUGGCAGACAGGUUGUUGACCGAGCUCGAAUCUCCUUCUUGGUGGCCAUUUAGCAGCAAGCUCUGGAAAACGCCGUCGGAAAACAAGCCAAAGGAAACUGCCGCAGUUUCCGAUUCGAAGAACCAGGAAGGAAUCAUAAUUAGAAUUCCAGUUAUUAUCACCCACAGAACGGACUCAAAUGUCAAGCCAGGAAAACUCACGCUCUUCCCUUCUGGCCUGGAAAUCAGUGACUGCAAUUCUCAGGUCGUUCACCGGUUUGACUCCAAGGAUGUGGAUGAUAUCAGAGUCCAUACGCCCUACGAAAUCAGCGUCCGGCAGAGGUUUAUCGGGAGGCCCGACACCUCCUAUCGGCUCUUGUCUGCAAAGAUGCCAGAAGCCAUCCCCAUCUUGGAAAUGCAAUUUAGCAAGAAGAUACAGUUUUUAGAAGAUGCCCUAGGAUUUGUUGGGGCCAGGAAGUCUCCUCAGGUAGAUUUGGGGACCUCCAUUUGGCAAGCAGCCACAGGACUCCUGGGAGGAGUGGUGCAGCCCAGCUCGCCGGUGGGAGGCAGAGAAGGGACGGACAACGACCAGGUUCAACUGCAGAAGCAAGAGAAGAUCUCCCAGGAAGAAGCAAAAGAGCUUAAGCAGAUCCUGAAGAAGCUGAAGGGCCUUGCCUUGGAGACGGAAGCGGAGCUGGAGAGACAGGACGAAGCUCUGGAUUCCAUCACUACCUCCGUGGACCGUGCCACGCUGAAUAUCGACAAGCAGAACCGCAGGAUGAAGAAACUGACGUAGCAGGAGCCGUCGAGGAUGGUAAAAUGAGGAAGAAAAGGGUUGGGGAACCACAUUUCUCGAGACCGUUUCAUUAAUCGACGCUUUGAUCGCGUGGGGAUCGUUUGCGACAUCGUCUGGAACACACGAUGCUGCUGAUGUCGGGUUUCCUGAGGGUUUUGAAAAAUGUUUCCAGACUUUGAAGGCUGUUUUAGGAUUAAAAAGGCCAAGCAUUUUAAUUAGGGUGAAAAAAAAAAAAUGAUAGUGGAUUCUUUACUACAGCAAAUCUGUAAAUAUGAAGGGAUGUGAUAUAAUCUGAAUCGACUUUUAUGUGCUUUUUUAUGUUGCUGCUUUUGAAUUUUUUAUUUUUUUUUUUAACUGCAGCGGAGAAGUGAAGGAGAAAUGAACUGCAUAUGAGACUACUUUAGAUGAUUACAGCCUAUUAAUUCUCUCUCAAGGUCUUUCUUUAAAAUACUUAAUAGCCCAACUGAGGGCCAGAUGUCCCGACUGCAAGCGAUUGAGGCUUUUUUUUUGGUGUAAGUUAAUGCUGAGGUGAGCAAAUGAUGGUGAUAAAACCUUACGUUCCCUGAGCAAAUAGUUUUAAUAGGUUUCAAUCGUGGUUUCAAUAUCCCCAGAAAUUUUAUAAGAGUAAUGAAGACUUAGUGGCCACAGCUGUCUCUUGCCAUGUCCUGGGAAAUCAAGAGGAGAAGGUUAGUUAAUGUGUGUGUGUGUUGGUAGAGACGUCUCCUUAUUGAGAAGAUUUGGGGUUUUUGCCAUUCGAUACAUGUUUUUCUUACUUAAGUCAGUUAUAAAAAUUAAUUGUCGAAGGUAGAUACGUGCUUCUGCUUUCCAAAAAGGGACUGCUGAUCUUCAGUGAUCAUCUGCAUGUUCUUAUGUGCUUUAUUUUUCCUUUUUAGACUGCACACCUAGGGAAGGAAGUGAUUUUUGGAGUGGAGGAAGUGAUUUUCUUCACAGGCGAAUUUAUUCGGUUCUUGGGAGUUGGCUGUUUGUAUCCCUCACUUGCCCACAGUGGGUUUAUAUUUUGGGUAACGGUCUGACGUGGGAUGAUGUAGUUGCCCUCAGAGCAUCAUCAAUGUAGUGUGGUACCUGAAUUUCCUGUUGGCUCUGGGCUGCCACAUCUCUAAGGGGUGUUGGUGGAACGUCUCUUGUCCCUUUGCUGCUCUGUCCUUCAUUUUCCAAGGAUCUCCUACUGUUUGUCUCCCACUCUAAAUGGGAACACCAUGAGUUGUGUGGAGCAUCCUGAGGUUUUUAUGUGUCUCCUCCAGAUUCACAGCCUGAGGGGCCUGUGGUUGGAGCUGUAGAUGUCUAUCACUUUUGAUAGUUGUGGUACACCCACCUCUUGUGGCUUUUAUUUAUUUGCACUAACUGGUGGUGAAGCAUUUCAAGACUUCUUGUCGACCUUUAUUUCUAAAACAAAAGGGAAUACUGUCAAUUAUCGGUUUUGUUGAGUUUACAGUUGGCUCCAUCGAAACUACAGGAGAGUGGAGACUUUUUCCCCUCCUAACUUGGUAUUAUAUAGGAAAGGUUCCAGGAAACCCAUAUAUCUAUCACCUUUCAUCAAUUCCUACAGUUUACCAGCUAUUUUAGUUCAAAAGUAGCUGUUGUAAUAUGUCUUUUAUUUUUUUUUAAAGUGUUUUUAUAUUAAAAAAUUCUUGUAUUGCUUUCAAAUACAACACUUUUGGUGCAAUAUUUUUCACUAGUGAAGCUUUGAAAUGUUUAUUCCGUUGAUAGUUGAUGUAAAGUUUUCCCGUUUCGGAGUAAUUCAGCCCUACCUUUUGAAGAAGGACACGGUAAAUCACGUAGAGUAUGUUGUUUUCAAGCUCUUACUCUACCUUGUUUUGUAUUACUUCACAUUUCUUUGGUGGUAUUGGAAUAAAGUGUAUUUCUGCACUGCAAAUUCUUAAUUUACGGUCCAAGUUGUUACUGGCAUGCACUUUACCUUCCUGAAUAGAGUGAUUAUAUCUACAUACACUACGUACUGUGAAAUAAAAUACUGUCUGGGCUUCCCUUGUUUGUUUCUGGUACCCAAAUCACUGUCGUUUUACUGUGAAAGGAAGAUAACAUUUACACAACUAAUUACUUAAUUAAUUUUAAAGUGUACUUUGCACAAGAUGAUUAACUGACCCUGGUGCUGACUGGGAACGAAUCUCUGACCUGAAUUAGUGCAAACCAGGAUUGCCAAAAGUAAAUACUAAUGAUAGGUCAUUUAGUUAAGCAUUCUCUGUGCCAUAUUUUUUAUUGUUGUGGGUUUUAGCACUGGCUGUUGCAUCUGAUGCAGUACUUUGUGGUUUGUGUAGUCCAUGUCCACGUUAAAACAACAACAAAAAAAUUGUAAUAUUGUUUGUAAGAAUUGUAAUAUUCUAGAGCUGUGCAUUAGCUGCAUUUUGUGUGCCCGGAGGACUUUCAACCUGUAAUUUCUUCUUAUUAAAUAUAUCUUGGAAUAGUGA
Molecule: messenger RNA, 4131 nt
Organism: Calidris pugnax (ruff)
Lineage: Eukaryota; Metazoa; Chordata; Aves; Charadriiformes; Scolopacidae
Gene: SNAP47
Product: synaptosome associated protein 47kDa
Exons: 6
Coding region: 428-1687 (419 amino acids)
Biological process (GO): exocytosis; synaptic vesicle priming; synaptic vesicle fusion to presynaptic active zone membrane
Cellular component (GO): SNARE complex; plasma membrane
Molecular function (GO): SNAP receptor activity; syntaxin binding
Source: RefSeq, a predicted model, not a curated record